Molecule: messenger RNA, 267 nt
Organism: Cryphonectria parasitica EP155
Lineage: Eukaryota; Fungi; Ascomycota; Sordariomycetes; Diaporthales; Cryphonectriaceae
Exons: 1
Source: RefSeq, a predicted model, not a curated record
UACACCAUCCAGAUGAGGAAUCUGCACAAGAGAUACAAUCUGUCUCCUGAGAUCAUGGCCCUCUUUCGAAAGAUGGGUGACCAUCAUCAUGGAUAUGAGGACCCUGAUGCCCUUGGCAGGCUGAUGAGGAUGUCUUUGAACGCAAGGAAGACCUGUACAGACACCAUCUCUCAUCUUGCCAAGGCCAUGCAGAAGAAGUGUGACCAGAGCACCAUUUCUGAGUGCACCGAGCUUAUCCAGGGCUGCACAGAGUUGCUGUCCUUGGCA